CAGAAGGAGGGAGCUUGGGUUUACAUUCCUGAGCUCUGCUCAAAUUUCCUGAAAUCUCAGUCCUUCUUUUCUUUAUCUGCGAGCCAGACUGCUGUUCUCUGCCCUCUUCAAAACUGCAGCCUUCCAAAAUGAUGUUUAAAAGUAUCCCUUUAUUUAUUAUGCUUGCCAUCGCCUGCGUGUAUGCUGAGCAGGAGAUGAAGAGCAAGUCCAAGAUUUGUGCCAACGUGUUCUGUGGUGCUGGAAGGGAAUGUGCUGUGACAGAGAAGGGGGAGCCCACCUGUCUCUGCAUUGAGCAAUGUAAACCCCACAAGAGACCUGUGUGUGGCAGCAAUGGGAAGACCUACCGUAACCACUGUGAGCUGCACCGUGACGCCUGCCUCACAGGCCUAAAGAUCCAGGUCUCCCAUGACGGACACUGUGAAGAGAAGAAGACUGACAAGGCAGCAGCAAGCCCAAUUGUGUGCUACCUGGCCGAUCGUAAUGAGCUCCGUAGCCGUGUCAUUGAGUGGCUGGAGACUGAAGUUGUUCCCGACGGAUGGUUUUCCAAGGGCUCCAACUACACUGAAAUUCUGCACAGAUACUUCAAGAACUACGACAAUGGUGACUCCCAUUUGGAUUCAAAUGAGUUCCUGAAGUUCAUUCAGCACAACGAGACAACUGUCAACAUCACCAACUACAUGGAUGAGGAGAACAACAGACUUCUCAGGAGCCUAUGUGUUGAUGCCCUGAUUGAACUCUCUGACGAGAAUGCCGACUGGAAAUUGAGCUUUAAUGAGUUCCUCAACUGCCUGAAGCCAGGGUUUAACCCCACUGAGAAGAAGUGUGCCCUUGAGGACGAGAACUACGAAGAUGGAGCAGAGACUCAAGUGGAGUGUAAUCGCUGUGUCUGUGCCUGUGGAAACUGGGUGUGCACUGCCAUGAUCUGUGAUGCUAAGGAUAAGAAGGAAGCCCCCGAGGAGGACACAGACCUGACUGCACAAGAGGAGAUGACUGAGGAGGAGUGGACCCGACGUGUGGAGGAGCUCAACAAGCACCAGGAAACAGUUGAGAAGUCCAAGAAAGUGAACACCAAAGAGAUCUAAGUAUGAAGAAGUUGAAAGAGGAACACGGGAGCAUCGUCCAUCAUCCCAUCCUCUUGUAAAGAGAGCAAGCGAAUGCUUACAUUUUCCGCUGUAGUUGAAAGAAAAACAUUUUUGUUGUUUUGUUUUUGUAUUUUUAAAUAUAUAAAUGGAGUAGUAAUCCAUGUUUGUGUUAUGUAAAGCACAGUAAUCAAUGUAUCACUGUGAAGCUUUGUGAGUACAUUAGGAACUGCAGAAUACAGAUUGUCAAAAAAAGUUGCCGUAGAUGAAAUCUUCUGAAGGGGGGAAAGAGGAGUAGCUGCAAAGUGAAAAUACCAUCUUAAAUACCUCUCCCGCUUUGCAUGAACUGGUAUAUAUGUGCCAUGGCACCAAUAGGUUAACUGUUAACAAAAGGCAGAUGUGUAGAAGAUAGAGGUGUUGUUAACAUCUUAUGCCAAGGUUCCAUUAUAGAUGGUUACAUGCAUGAAAUCUUGUAAUAAAAUAUAUUUUAACAUUCUCCAUAGCAAAAAUAUAUUGUAACAGUGUUAAUAUCUCUAAUCAUAAUCUGUAAAUGUUAAUUACUUAAUAGAUUAUGCUAUAUAUAACCACUUAUAACAGAUACCGAAGCUAAAGUGUUAAAGAAAGAUAGUACAGUACACUCGUCUUGCGACUAAGCUUUUGGUGUGGUUAAGAGUACCAAAAUUAGUUGAUUAUUUUCCCCCACACUUAUUUUUCUGUAAUGCUCAUUUGAAACAGGCACAGAUUUAGUAUAUGUCAUUACAAAUAGUAUACAUGAAAUGUGUUAAAAUAAACCAAGUCUAUGGGAUGCUUUAUUUUAGUGGGCAUUUCAUAACGGAGACAGGAUUAUAUAUCCAGCAUCUAACAAAUGUAUAUGCAGAAAUAUAUUAAUUUAUAUGUUACAAAUAUAUAAAUGGGGUAGUAAUCCAUAUGUGUUUUAUGUAAAGCACAAUAAUAAAUGUAUCACAUUG
Molecule: messenger RNA, 2047 nt
Organism: Acipenser ruthenus (sterlet)
Lineage: Eukaryota; Metazoa; Chordata; Actinopteri; Acipenseriformes; Acipenseridae
Product: follistatin-related protein 1-like
Exons: 11
Coding region: 129-1082 (317 amino acids)
Biological process (GO): regulation of BMP signaling pathway; multicellular organism development; cell differentiation
Molecular function (GO): calcium ion binding; protein binding
Source: RefSeq, a predicted model, not a curated record